Perca fluviatilis (European perch) is the source of this 3343-nucleotide messenger RNA. RefSeq names its product protein TASOR-like. The record is from RefSeq and is a predicted model, not a curated record. Gene Ontology annotation, biological process: negative regulation of gene expression, epigenetic; protein localization to heterochromatin. The coding region runs from base 197 to 3343 and encodes 1048 amino acids. Gene Ontology annotation, molecular function: chromatin binding. Lineage: Eukaryota; Metazoa; Chordata; Actinopteri; Perciformes; Percidae. Gene Ontology annotation, cellular component: nucleoplasm; heterochromatin. The transcript has 20 exons.
AGCUGCAGUUAAAUCUUAGUGAAGAAGACCUCAGCUCCCAGGAAGAGCAUGGCGCGGGUUAUGUGUCGGUUCGACUCCCUUCGCUGCGGAACCAGGAGGUAACAGCGGUGUCACGGCGGGAUCUAGCCGAGAAUCAGCGACGGUCUGACGGUUAGAAAGAGACGGUUAAGUAGGGUCGGUUUGAGAAUCCAAAACAAUGGACGACAACCCUGCUCGGAGGGAGGUAGCUCGUCCGAGGAGGAGGGCGUCUGCCGCAGCCGCAGCCGCGGAGGUUGGAGCUAACGUAAGCCUGCAAGAUGGCGAGGUAAUGGAGGUCCACUCAGCCCGAGAAACUCAAGCUGGUCCGGACAGACAGGGUGCUCCUGGCGGGAGGACGGAGAGGAGGAACUCGGGACCGCUGGUCCACCAGAGACACAUGCCGAUGGAGCCCCUCAAGUUCCAUAUCCCGAGGAAAACCAAGGAAAAGAGAGCGCUGUUCCAGCACGUCUCCACUGAGUCCAGGGAGUACGAGGACAUGAUGACCAUCCUGACUGCCAGCUACAUCGACACCGGCUCUGCCGGCUGCUUCACCUACUGCAAACCUAGGCUCGUCCACAGCGAGCUGCUGGAGAAAGAGUUUGUGGAGAAGAGGAAGGAGAUGAAGGCAGAUGGGAGGACAGACAAGGAGCUUGAGGAGAGCUACUGUUUCCUGUUGGCUGAUUCUGUUAAGCUGCCCUGUCUCUGUGAGAAGGGGCUGCUUGUGGGUCAGAGCUGGAUCACACUGCUGGGACACCCCAGUAAAGGAGUGUAUCUGUCCAGGUACUCUGACCUACUUCAGAUUAACCCCUUAAAUGUUGGGGUCACGGGGGAGAUCAUCAUCUUCAAAGUGAUGAAGGGGAAAGUGAAGAGCAUCUAUGAGAACAUGAAGAACGUUCUGGAUCCUACGCCACGCUUUGACAGCCACAUCUCCAAGAACGCCAGCAAAGUCACAUCGCUCACAUCCUACCGCGCCUUCGAACUCACACAGCAAUACUUCUACGAGUAUUCCUUCGACGAGCUGCUGCAGCGCCCUCGCCAGGUGUGUCCGUACGCUGUCGUCUCCUUCCAGUUCAAAGGAAAAGACUCGCCCCUCCCCAGCAAGCCUCUGACCCCCAUCAGGUUGAACAGCCAAUCAGCAGAGGGGAGUAAAGAGCGUGCUCAGUUCACAGUGUGGACUGGAGAUUUGGUGAAAGGGGACCAGGUUCUCUUCCAGAUCUCCCUUCGCUCCUUCUCUCCUCCCUUCUUGCCCCACAGACUACCAGAGAAGUUGGAAAUCGGUUGGUUGAUGAAGCUGGAGCAGGUGACCAAGCUGCUGCCCUCCGACCUGCUCUCGUACAACCUCUACAACAGCAGCCAAGAAGUUGUGAAAAAUGGCCGUUGCUGCAGUCUUCUGGAGGUGACUGACAGAAGUCGGUCUACGACCAGCGUGACGAGACUGCUGCAGGAACUAGAGAUGAACAGAGUGGUUUUGGUGACUCAGCUUACAGACAGAGGCUUUCUCUUCCUGAUAUCCAGUGUUCAGAUGGCCACACCCUCUGAGAGAGGAGAGAGCUGGAAGAGGUGUCUUCAGGCCUUGUUUGUGUUCCCGGAGUCCAGAGAUGUGGCCAAAUCCACAUUAAGGUGUGCCUCCUCCUCCCAUGAUGCCUCAGAGGCGUUGAUGUCUGGCGGCACGGUGAUGCCGCGACUGAGCCAGUUCAUCCCGGUGUUGCACCAUGCCCUGGUCAAGGCCCGAGCCAACCCCCCUCCUGAGCUGUCUGCCGGGGUGGAGCGUCUGGCACGGGAAUACCUCGUCAGCCUGAACGAUGGCAUAGUUCGACAGUACCCCAUGAGCGAGUACGAUUCCAAACUGGAUGAGCGAGGAAAGUUGUUUCCUGCUCCCAAACACCACCGGGUGAACAUGGACGGCUACCUGCGCUCCUACCUGUACAGCCCAGUCCUCUACCUGCUGUCAGUGGCCCGGGCCAGGCAGAUGAUGGAGGCGCACUGUGGCCCAGAGGAGCCUCAGGAGGUGAGGCUCAGGAAGAGCCGAGGAGGCCAGAGGGAGGCGACAGGGAAGGAGGCGACCAGCAACGCUAGAGACGGACAGACCAACACUCAAAAGAUGCAGCAGCUGAUAGACCUGGUUUUGACCUGUAAGAGGAAUGCAGAGAACGAGGUGAGGAGGGAGGAAGGAGGAGGAGGAGGAGGGGUGAAGGUACCAGGGAGGAAGAGGAAAAUGGAACAGGAGACCGCAGAGAGGGCGCUUAAGUUCCUGAAGGCAUCGCAGGAUCCUGGAAGACACAGCAAGGUUCCUGUUGAGGGAAGCCCAGUCCCUGGCUCUCCUGGCUCUCUUGCGUCUGUGAUUGGCUCAGUGGGUUUGAAGGACGUUGAUCUGAGGGAAGAUGGAUCUGAACUAGCUGCGAGACUUCUCAGUCUGCUAACAGGCCUCAACCAGGCUGCCAUGGGAACGGCCAAUCAGAGCGUCGGUGAAAUGCAAGAGGAGGGGCAGAGGGAAUCCUGUCCGUUUGAUAAGUUGGCCACCAAGCUCGGUCUGCCCACCAGCUGUGACAUUGACCUGAGGAAGCAGGAUGAGCUGGAGACGGCGGGCAGCGUCAGUAGUUCGGAGGGAUUCAGUCCCAGCUCCCACAGCGGGGAGAUGAACCACCACGGAGCAGCAAGUAGAGGAGGAGAAGGAGAAAGAGGAGGAGAAGGAGGAAGAGGAGGAGAAGGAGGAAGAGGAGGAGGAGGCCAAGUGAGGAGAGCAGCAGGAUACGAAGAGGCGGAGGAAGCAGGAGAGAUCCCUUGGGUUCUAAUCCAUCUUAUUACAAGUGUGUGUUCACAGAGGUACACCCAGAGAGACCGAAACAUCCCUCAGGACCCCCGCUUCCAGCACCUCGCCACGGCAACGAGCAUCACCACGGCAACCAAACCUCGCCGGAAGAGCUCCACCCCGUCUCCAGAGCCAAGCAUUCCUCCUUCCCCCCUCCAGUGCCUGUCCCCUGAGCCCAGCCCUCCUCACUCCCCCUCCCAAUGCCCAUCACCUGACCCCAGCCCUCCCCAGUCACCCUCCCAAUGCCCGUCUCCAGAGCCCAGCCCCCCCCAGUCACCCUCCCAAUGCCCGUCUCCAGAGCCCAGCCCUUCCCCUUCACCCUCCCUAUGCCCGGACCUUCAGCUUGGCCGUUACCACUCCCUCUCCUGGUCCCAGUACACGGAGCCUAAUGAGCUCAGCACGUUUAAGGAGGACCACAGUGGUGCUAACGAGGAGCAGUUAGCCGCCACGGCCUCCAGGGAGUUUGCAGGUAACCUCAGCCACACCGAGUUGUUCUCAGGGUCUAACUUGUUGUAG